Molecule: messenger RNA, 2004 nt
Organism: Macrosiphum euphorbiae (potato aphid)
Lineage: Eukaryota; Metazoa; Arthropoda; Insecta; Hemiptera; Aphididae
Source: the annotation of a GenBank genome assembly
AUGCCAAUUAAUACGUCUGCAGUUCUUGGAGUGAUAAGCAUAGGUGGAGGUUUUAGACAGCUCGACGAAUUCACAUGCACUAUGGAAAUACCAACAAUCAACCAAAAAACAUACAAAAUUGAGCAUGAUCGUAUUUGUGACGGAUUUGAGGAAGCCGCGGUUAAUAGUAUGUAUGAAGCAGCUAAAACUGAAGCAGAGUUGGCUAUUGCGGCAGGAGAUGUAGAUGUAGAUGGAACGCCUCUAGUGGCAGUUGUAGCCGAUGGUAGCUGGUGUAAACGGUCAUAUAAGACAAUGUACAAUUCACCAUCUGGAAUGGCUGCAUUAGUCGGAUAUCGUACUAGAAAAGUAUUGUUUAUGGGUGUCAGAAAUAAGUUUUGUGCAAUUUGUGCCAGAACAAAGAGUGAAGAUGGGCCAAAAGAACACGUAUGUUUUAAAAAUUGGAAAAAUUCAGAUGGGUCGUCGGCCAUGGAAGCAUCAAUCGUUGUAGAAGGGUUUAAACAGAGUGAAUCAACUUAUGGAAUAAGGUAUCACAAAUUAAUCGCAGAUGGAGAUAGCAGUGUGUACAAGAAAAUUUUAGACGCCCGUCCUUAUAAGAAUUUAACAGUAGAAAAAGUAGAGUGUAGGAACCACCUAUUGAGGAACUUUUGUAAAAAAUUAAGGGACUUGUGUACCAAAAAAGAUGCAGGAAAACUUGAGCAUAGAAGAAUAUUGCAAAAAAAUAUUUUACGUUUAAGAAAAGGUGAACAUAGUAAAUGUGCAGAUUAUUUUUGUGAUACAGUCGAUGAUAUAAAUUUCGCUGAAAAAAUAAAAGCUACAGACCCCCUACUGUACUCGACUAUUAUGCAUCAUGUUCGUUAUUUGGCUAGGCAUAGUCGGAGCUUACUUCAAAACGUUGAUAGUAAUGUUGUCGAAUCGUUGAAUGGGAUUAUUGCAAAAUUAAUCGGCGGUAAAAGAAUUAAUUUUGCAAUGUCAAGAUCUUAUCAAGGCCGUUGUUCCGCCGCCACGCUCAUGAAAAAUACAAAACGUCCUUCCUAUAAUUUACACAAAACUUUACUUAAACGAAGUCCAGGUACGAAAAACCCAUCAUCAAUUCUUGAAACGCGUCGACUGAAGGAACGCAUUCGUCAAAAUGAAUUAAGAUCUAAUUCUUAUAGGAAAAAAAUAAAGUUUCAAAAUUGUGAUCUUGAUUCAGAAUAUGGUGACAAAUCUCAAAAACCUGAUAUGAAUGAUGAGCAGUAUAAUGAAGAAAAAGAAAAAAUAUUAAAAUCAAUACAGGAAAUGGCUGAUAAUCGAGAUCAAAUACAGAAAGAAACUAUAGAACAAAAUGCAUCUAGAAAAUGGUUUGAAUACAGAAGAAAUAUUAUAACGGCGUCAAAUUUUGGUCGUAUAAUUUGUUUACGUAUAGAUACUGGAUGUGAAGGAGUUUUGAAAAGUAUGUCGUAUUCAUCUGACGUUGACACAAAAUGUAUGGAAUAUGGCCGAGAACACGAGCAGACGGCAAGAUUAGCACUAGAAAAAUUGUUGGAUGUUAAAAUUUAUGAAAGUGGUUUAUUUAUCGAUAAAGAAAAUUACUUUUUAGGGGCAACUCCUGACGGUCUAAUAGAAAGUGAUACAUUGGUUGAGCUGAAAUGUCCUUUUUCAGCUGCUAAUUUAACACCCGAGGACGGAAUUCGGCAAAGAAAAAUUACAUUUUGGAAAAUAAAUAAAAGUAAAAACAUAUUUGAAAUAAAUACCAACCACAAAUACUACUAUCAACUUCAAGGUCAAUUACACGUAACUGGCAGAAAAUUUGGUAUAAUUGCAUAUUGGACGAAAAUGGGUAUUAAAUACGAAACAAUCGAACGUGAUGAUAAUUUUUGGAAAACUAUAAUGUUCCCUAAAUUAGAAAAGUUUUUUUUCAAUUGUCUUUUACCCGAAUUAGUUGACCCUAGACAUCCAAGAAGCAUGCCCAUUCGAAAUCCGUCUUACAUAUUGGAAGCAAAAGCAAACAAAAAAAUCAAGUAA